GUGAGCCAGAGGCCACGCCCCCUCCCGACGGAAAAACACGCAGGUGAAAAACACGCACUCAUGAUCUCGCCCACGUCCAGCACGGCCGAGAUGGUGACGCAGGGUAAAGUCCACGUCGACUCCACGGAGGAUAUCGAAGAGAGGAACUCGGGCGGCCUGGGAUGUUUCGGGUGGAUCCUGGUGGUGAUAUCACUCGUCUUCAUCGCCGCGACCUUUCCCGUCACCAUUUUUAUGUGCGUCAAGAUAGUGCAGGAGUACGAGCGGGCCGUCAUCUUCAGGCUGGGCCGUAUCGCAGACAGGAAACCCAAAGGACCAGGUCUUUUCUUCGUGCUGCCGUGCACCGACAACUUUGUCAAGGUGGACCUGAGGACCGUGUCCUUUGACAUCCCACCGCAGGAGAUCCUGACCAAAGACUCGGUGACGGUGAGCGUGGACGGCGUGGUCUACUUCCGCAUCGAGUGUCCCAUCUCGUCCGUGGCCAACGUGGCCAACGCGCACUCGUCCACGCGGCUGCUGGCCCAGACCACGCUGAGGAACGUUCUGGGCACCAAGGACUUGGCCGAGCUGCUGUCCGACAGAGAGGGUAUCUCGCUCGGCAUGCAGGAGUCUCUGGACGAGGCCACCGACGCGUGGGGCAUCAAGGUGGAGCGCGUGGAGAUCAAAGACGUGAAGCUACCUCAGCAGCUGCAGAGAGCCAUGGCGGCCGAGGCGGAGGCCAGUCGGGAGGCGCGGGCCAAGCUGAUCUCGGCGGAGGGCGAGAUGAAGGCCUCCCGGGCCCUGAAGGAGGCCUCGCUGAUCAUCGCCGAGUCGCCUUCCGCCCUGCAGCUGAGGUACCUGCAGACGCUCAACAGCAUCGCGGCGGAGAAGAAUUCCACCAUCAUCUUCCCCCUUCCCAUCGACAUGCUGCAGAACUUCAUGCAGAAGAAGUGAAGCAUGCUGGGAAGUACCCUUGCUUUUACUUGUCGGCCCCUCCAGGAUUUUGCAGGCUUUUUUCGUGAUUGUCACAGCUUUAAACGCUUGAAUUUGCAGCCUUUUUUUUUUUUUUUUUUUUUUUUUUUAGAAUGUUGCAGCUAAAAUUUUUUUUUGCUUUUUUAAAUAUUUUCCAAAAAA
This is a messenger RNA of Nerophis lumbriciformis (worm pipefish), 1110 nucleotides long. RefSeq names its product stomatin (EPB72)-like 3a (gene stoml3a). Gene Ontology annotation, cellular component: plasma membrane. The record is from RefSeq and is a predicted model, not a curated record. NCBI's taxonomy places the organism in Eukaryota, Metazoa, Chordata, Actinopteri, Syngnathiformes, Syngnathidae.